AAAGCUCGAACCCGCGGCGGAGAAAGCGGUGCCGCACGUGACCCGGGCGGAUUUCUGUUGGCCUCGAAUUUCCGGCUUCACGCUCUCUUCUCUCUCCGCUCCGAGUUUCUGCCUUCAAUCGCCCAUUGUCUGCUUUCGAGGUUCUCCCUCCGGCCUCAGCCCAUCAUGGCCCCCUCCUCCUCCUCCCUCCUGUCCAAGGGCUCCGUCCUUUCCGCCAUUCGCCUCGGCAACUCCACCCUCGCCCUCUACCCUGGAUCCGCGAUUGCUCCCUCACAAUGCCGACACUUCUCGCAAUCGACCCAGCGCCCUGCCAUGCGCGCCAUGCCGCAGACUCUGGCCAUGAAGCAGCCCGCGCAGCCGAGCAUGAAGACUAGGGGUCGGGAAAUCUCGAGGGCGGAUCUGCCCCAGGACAUCGGGCUCUUGCCCGGAACCUUCAUCCGGCCGCUCUGGAGAGACCUGCCCUCCAUCUUCACGCAUCCCCAGGAGCGUAUGCGCAUGGAAUGGCUGUCGGUCAAGUCGGGCUUUCAGAACUUCUUGGGUCUCCUCGCCUACUGCAAGUGGCUCAACAAGGGCCUCCCUCUUCGCCUGAAGGAGCGUCGACAGGUUGCCCGCGCCCUCCAUAGGGAGAUGUACUCCGCCUACGCCGAAGGCAACGCGCCCACCAUCCGCAAAGUCUGCUGCACCGGUCUGGCCAUGCAACUCAUCACUCGAAUCAACAACCGCCCCGAAGACAAGCAAGUAGUCUGGAAGCUGGACAAAUACCUGCGCGGACCCAGCACAUUCUUCUCGGGCCUCCGAAUCGUCUCCGACCGCGCAACCCAGAUCCCCGAGCUCCCCAACUCCGGCGUCCGACAGGUCGUGGUGCGCAUCACCAGCCGGCAGUCCAAGGGCACGGUAGUUUCGUCCGCCCCCCUGUCCGACAAGGACAACCUGGCCGUGGCCAACAAUUCCAAGCAGCAGGACUGCACCGAGUACAUUGUCAUUCAGAAGUUCCGGUGGACCGGCGAGGAGACCGAGUGGCGCGUCUGGGGCCAUGCCACCCCCACGACCAUGGAGGAUCUCUCCAACCCGUUCUUUGCCCCCGGCGUCUCGCUUGCGGAGCGCAUGGAGGCGAUCAAGUCCGGAAUGGGAAGUAAAUAAAUAAACUAUUCUUUUCCGCUUCUUCUCCGUCGCCAAUUCCGAGGCCUUGCGAGACCUCUCCCCCCCACCCCCCCGCGCUCACCCGGGGAUGUUCGCUCAUACCUAACCUACCCGCGGACAAAACUGUUGCAUACGCAGUGACGAAGCGCCAAAAUUGUCUACCUGCUACUUACUAGCUUGGUACCCGCCCGUCCCUUUAUCUCCAAUCCCUUCCCCAUUCUCUCCCUCCAGUUGGCCGGAGGCGGCCAAUUUGAUUCUAUCAUGUGUUAUUGAAAACUACCUAUUCACCCAUUCACCCACUCACCAACCUAACCCAGGCCGAAUAUCCUCGAACCUAAUCCCGGUACGCAGUUGGCUUCUAUAAGGUCUGGGUCAUCAUUGACCAGA
Messenger RNA from Aspergillus heteromorphus CBS 117.55, 1527 nucleotides. RefSeq lists its product as uncharacterized. NCBI's taxonomy places the organism in Eukaryota, Fungi, Ascomycota, Eurotiomycetes, Eurotiales, Aspergillaceae. Bases 166 to 1140 code for a protein of 324 amino acids. The record is from RefSeq and is a predicted model, not a curated record. The transcript has 3 exons. Gene Ontology annotation, cellular component: mitochondrion.